GUGUAGUUUCUGAAUGCACCCCAUGUUACUGUACAAUUAUAUGUUUGUUUUGCAUAUAUGUAUAUAUUUUAUGUGAUUUUAUUGAUGCGAUAACGUAAAAUACACAUUAUGGAAAGUUAUAUGUCGGAAAAAAGCAUCAAUAAUGAUUUUCUUUCGCAAUCAUAUUUACAAGCAUUGUUAUCUAUGCAGGAUAACGGGAACUAACAAUUUUGAUCCUAAUCUUGAAAUUCCAAAAGAAAUUUUGGAAAACAACUGGGAUGUUCGGGAAAAAACCUGGAAUCAUUUGUUCGAUAAAUAUUCAGAAAAGCCAUCCGAUGAUACACAAGUAAAUAUUAUUACUGGCGAGCCUGAGGAAGAGAGCAGUGAAGAGGAACACAGUUGUGGACAGCGAAUACGCAUGCAUAAAUCGGCAUCUUUGAUACAAUAUUGGAUAAAUACUGGUAAUCCACCCUAUAAGACAUUUCUAAAUGAAAAGGAAGAUAUCGGAUCGUCUUUAAGUGAGGAAGAAAAUAUUUCUUUAAGUGAGGAAGAAAGUAUUUCUUUAAAGCAAACUUCAUCUUUAUUCGAUAAAAAUAAUGAACAAGAAUGUAGGAACCAUUCAUCUUCUAGUUCUGUAGACACUGCAGCUUAUAUCUUAUCAAAUGCAAAUAUUACAAAAAAGAUUGAUACAAUGGCUAUUAUAAAAGAUGCAAAAUGUCCUAACAUUAUUUCUUCAAAAAAUAUGAAAGAUGUAAAAACUAUAUCUAAUGAUAAGACUGAGUAUGUGAGGAUUGCAAGGAGUGAUCAAUGUGAUUACAGUGAUGAUAAUGUUAACACUAAUCUUCCAAAUUCUGAAAUUUUUAUCGAACAUGUAUCAAAAGUGCAUACUCAACCAAGCACAAUAAUAUCUAAUGACACAUUGCAGCCUAAUAUCUUACAAUAUUCAUCUCAUGAAAAAAUAGAUAAGAUAAAUACAUCAAAGUUGAGUCCAAAGCAAUUAGAUGUACGAAAUAUACAUGAUAUUGCAUCUAUUUUUCAACAAUUUGAUAAGACAUCACAACGAUUAGCUGGAAAUGAUAAGGAAAAUAUCACUUUAGCUCAAAUUGAAAUGAACAGAGAUACUUCCGAUGUAAAACAGGUAUCAGCAAGCACUAUCAUGACAGAAAUGAGUAAGAAUAAUACAACUAUGAUAUCACAACGUAAAUUAUAUACAGGUAGGAACUCUCCUAUAGAUUUAACACUAAUCAAUAGGCGUAACACAAAUAGACUAUCUCAGACAAACCAUAGUUUACAUCCUGCUUUAGAUACUGAUUGUACGAUUACAAGAAAAAUUAAAUUUUCAAGUUGUAAAAACAAAAACAAACAUAGAUCUCUUCUUGAUAAAAAGGGUCUUGAUUUUAAAAAAAGAAGAAGUGAAAGAAAAUGUUCUAAGUUUAUUAAAAAUUAUAGAGAUAGUUAUAAUUCCACUAGCAGCUUUUCCCAAAAUUUAUCAAACUCCUACAAUAAUUCAGAUACGCAAGAUAAUAGUCCAUUUUAUAAAAGAAAAAUGAUACAGGAGAAUAAUGAUACAAAUAGUUUUAUAAAAGACGAAAUAUAUAAACAAGAUUUAGCUUCCCUUAAUCUAAACCCAGUGGUUCUUUUGGAACGAAUUACAUCUUCAUUUAAACAUAAACCAAGUUUUGUCAAGAAAAAUCACAAUAUGCAAGAAAAUAGUGUACAUAACAAACAUUUUGUUAAAACGUCCAAAAAGUGUAAUAGUAAAAAUGAAGAUCUUGAAUCAAGAUCAAGUAACUCAAGUACCAUUCUUAUUUGCGAAUGUGGAAAAGAUGUAUCACAAAAAGAGGAAUCGAGUGACUCUUCAUUUGAGUUAAGAUUAAGUGUUGAUGAUAAUAACCCUGUUAAGGAUAUAGAAAAGAAGGCUGAUAAAUUAUCAAGUUCAAAAGAUAUCAAUACGAUUCAGACUAAAGAACUACAUAUAUUAGAAAGCUUACCACUAUUGCCAAACAAAAAUAUAAAUACAACGGUAACAUCACAAGUUUUAAAUAAAGAUGACGAUAUUAAACAGAAAAAAGUGCUUGAUAAAUCUCAAAUGCAUUUAUAUGGAACAAAUGAGAUAGGUAGCUUAAAUCUUAAAGAAAUUAAAAUAUCACUAUCAAGGACAAACGAAAAUUGUAUAGAUUCAAUAAAGUCACAAAUUUUGAAUAAAAAUGAUGCUAUUCAGCAAAAAGAAGUAUUGAGAGAAUCAGAAGCGUGUUUUUCUAAUUCAUAUAAAACAAACAAUAAAGAUAACAUAAAACUUCGAGAAGUUAAAGUUGUAUUGGAACAAUUGCCAACAAAUAUAGGUCUUAAAAAAAGCAUUACAGAUGUAAAUCUUUAUUCUGAUAAAAAGGAAAUUUCGCAAAAUACAAGUCUACGUAAUAAUAAAAUAGAAUCUCCAAUUGAUAAUAAUUCAUUAAAAAUGUGUAUUAAAUCUAAGAAAAAUGACAAAUUAAGUGACACAUCUGACAUUGUCUCAGAGCAUGAGAAUCAAGUUUCUGACAAAGUAAAAUCAAAUUCUGCUAAUUAUAAAUGUUCGAUUUUAAGUUUUACAUCUUCAGAUGAAGAUGAUUUUGUUAAAUUCUUGCGAAAAUCCCCAAAAAGAUUAAAAAGAAGUUCUAAGCCAAUCGAUAGCAAAAUAUUUAAUGUAACAAGCACUGUUAAUAAUAGAAAU
This is a messenger RNA of Linepithema humile (Argentine ant), 2689 nucleotides long. Its product is annotated as putative leucine-rich repeat-containing protein DDB_G0290503. The record is from RefSeq and is a predicted model, not a curated record. Lineage: Eukaryota; Metazoa; Arthropoda; Insecta; Hymenoptera; Formicidae.